AUGACUGUUUGCUCUGUUGGGAUCUGUCUCAGGCUCUCAAUGUGGCCUGGCUGGCAUCGAAAUCUCCCCUCCACGAGCGAGGGGCGCAACAACAGAAUUGGGCACACAAUUGACAUGAGCGGCUUCGCGACGGUCGGGGACGGGGGCCACCUCUCGAGCGGCUCCGGCUCGUUCUCCGCGACUCGCAGAGCCGAGCGCCGGGAGCGGCGGGAGCGCGAACGUCGUCGCAAGGGUGCGGCCGCCUCCGACGAAGCCUUCGGCGGCGACGACGUCGCGCUGGCCGAGGCGUACUCCGCGGCGAGGCGAGACGACGUGCCCGAGCUGGAGGAUGCGCUCCAGCGGGGCGUGAUGCCGCGCGCCACGGACGCGGACGGCAACACCCUGCUUCACGCCGCGUGCGCGAGGGGCGCCCUGCGGGCGGCGAAGCUGGUGGUGCGAUGGGCGGUGUACAGCACGCAUCCGCCGGACCGCAACUUCCUCAACCUCCAAUCCGCGGAGGGGUUCACCGCUCUCGACCUCGCCAGGGCGGGCGGGUUUCGUAAGAUGGAGGAGUGGCUCGUGGCGCUGGGCGCCCUCGGGCGCGGCGGGACGGGCGCGGGAUCUCUCGCAUACGAUCCGUCCGGCGCCAGGAGCACCGGGCCGCCCGGGGGCGCGUACGGGGGUCAUCACAACUCCCAUCACAAUCCUUACAAUCCGCCCGGGGGCUGGACCCACCCGGGGAUGCCGCCCCCGCCGCUACCCUACGGCAGCAGCGCGGGGGGCGCGUACCCGGCGGGGAUGGGAUACCCCGGCCACGUGGCCCCGACCCACGUGGCUGGCCGCCACGUGUCCAGCUACGAGCCGUACGUUCCGUCGAACGCGUGGGGCGAGGAUCCCGGCGCGCUCGAUCGAAGUUUAGCUCGAGCCGCGGGGGCGCCGGGCGCGUCGUCGUCGUCGGACACGUACCUCAUGGGCGCCCUGGAGGCGGCGCUGGGGGGCGGACCCGACGACGACAGGGUGGGACAAGCGAGCGAGGAGAGGCGACGGGCCCAGGCCGUGGUGCGUCAGGUGGCGGAGGCGAUGGAGGAACGCGACGACGCGCUCGACGAGUUGGACGAGACGAUGGAAAAGAUGCGAAGGUUGGAAGCCGCGCUCGCGGACGCGGAGGCCAGGGCGGAACGCGCGGUGCGGGACGCCAAGGCGGAGGUGGCGUCGCAACGCGAGGAUGAGCAGAAGGCGGUGCUCUCGGCGUUGGGCCUCGCGGAGGAGAGGGCGGUUCAGAUGGCGGCGGAGUGCGAGACGACGAGGGAGGAACGCGACGCGAUCGCGUCGGCGCUGGACUUUGUCAACGACGAGAUGGAGAACCUACGGGCACGGGCCGAAGCCGCGGAGAACGCGCUGGUGCACAGGCGCGAGGAGGACUACCGCGCCGGGUUCGCCGCGGGACUGAUGGCGUACAGGGAGGAGCUGGGUUUGCCCGCCAUCGGCGCCAUCGAGGCGGCGGCGGCUGCGGCAAACGCCAAAACUCCCUUCGACGACGACGGCCCUCGGGCUGGCGGGGGGAACGAAGGAAGCGGUGUGGGCGAUCCCACGGGUCACGAAGGCGUGGAGUACACGGCGACGGUGGCGGAUACCCCGAACGAGUCGUCGUCCAACUCGGACGCGGAUUCGGACGCGGACAUACCCGUCGCCGAGCUCGCGGCGAGUGGCGCUCCGAAUAAUGCGCCGGAUCAGAAUCGUUCGUCGCUGACGCCCGCGGGAGCGGCGGCGUUGGCCCGCGCGCACGAGCGUCGCUCGCUUAGCCGCUCGCAGUCACUGGAGAAGGGCGCGGCGGCGGAUGCGGCGGCGAACGCGCUCGGCGGGUUGGAGCUCUUCGAGGUUCCCUUAUGCGAGUGA
This is a messenger RNA of Micromonas commoda, 1875 nucleotides long. RefSeq lists its product with no specific name. The transcript has a single exon. Lineage: Eukaryota; Viridiplantae; Chlorophyta; Mamiellophyceae; Mamiellales; Mamiellaceae. The coding region runs from base 1 to 1875 and encodes 624 amino acids. The record is from RefSeq and is a predicted model, not a curated record.